CUACACAUUAUAGUGACAGUUCAGUAUCGUUCAGUGAUUGCUUAGUGCCAAAUGUAUUUAAUUACUAAAUCACUAAUAUAAAUCGCUAGUGUAAAAAUAAAUAAUAGAGUUAUAAAAAUGUUUUUGAAAAAUAUUGUGUUUUUGUUAGCGUGUGUUCAUUUUGGGUCCUCGAUUAAAUGCUUCGAAUGCAACAGCGCCAACAACUCGAUGUGCCUCAACCCGAAUCUGUACGACCCUGAGACAAUUCACAACUUCCUGCCUAUCACCGAAUGCCGGCAUGGCGUGCAGGCCGUUUCCGGGGACGCCGGGGGAUACAACUUCUUCUGCAGGAAGAUUGAGCAGACCAUACUCCACAAGCACUACGAGCCAGAGGUGCGUGUGACCCGCGGGUGUGGCUGGCGGCAGCAUUACAAACCCUGCUACAAGGCUGAUAACGAGGACCACCUCGAGACCGUGUGUCAGUGCUUCACCGACGCCUGCAACUCUGCUGACGUCACCAGCCAGGGCCGAGCCGCCGCCAUCUUUGUAUUGCUAUCCCUUGUUAUGUUAAAGUAGAAUUAUAGAAGUAGUAAAAUUACAGUAUUUUUGCUGCAUAAAAA
Molecule: messenger RNA, 599 nt
Organism: Pectinophora gossypiella (pink bollworm)
Lineage: Eukaryota; Metazoa; Arthropoda; Insecta; Lepidoptera; Gelechiidae
Exons: 3
Coding region: 118-555 (145 amino acids)
Biological process (GO): regulation of synaptic transmission, cholinergic; sleep; positive regulation of voltage-gated potassium channel activity
Source: RefSeq, a predicted model, not a curated record